Molecule: messenger RNA, 3315 nt
Organism: Notodromas monacha
Lineage: Eukaryota; Metazoa; Arthropoda; Ostracoda; Podocopida; Cyprididae
Source: the annotation of a GenBank genome assembly
GUAUGAUUGAAGCAGUCAGAUUCAUUAAGCGGUGGUGUGGUACGCAUUUAGUCAAAUACUCGGUUAAUCCCUGAUGUGUUAGCGAUGGAAGGACUCUCACCUGGAGAAAUUCACGGGUAUGAGCCGGCUGUUGUUGAUGACGUGCCCGAGCCUACCCGCUUGUUGAGGAUAAAGGUGAUUUCAGGCCACAAUUUAGCCAAGAAAGACAUCUUUGGUGCCAGUGACCCUUACGUGCGAAUCGACUUAUAUCCUGCUGAUUCUCGAUGUACGGACGAUGAUGUUAUCGACUCGGUUUUCACAAAAACUCGGAAGAGGACGCUAAACCCCUUAUGGAAGCAAGAAUUCAUUUUCCGCGUGAAGCCAGACGCUCAUAGAUUGGUUUUCCAAGUCUUCGACGAGAAUCGAUUGACAAGAGAUGAUUUCCUUGGUAUGGUGGAAUUACCAUUGUAUAACUUGCCGACCGAAACAAGUAUGGGUGCUCCUUCUUGCAACAAAUAUUACAUUCUGAGGCCUCGCAGCACGCGAUCAAAAGUGCGAGGACAUUUACUUCUUUACCAUGCUUUUUUGGAAUCGCCCGAUUCUGCCAACGAAGUUCCGCCAGAAAAUUCUGCGAUGACUGAGGGGAACAAUACCAAUCCCGAAGUCCCUGAAUCCGGUUGGGAGAUCGUGAGCGGUGAUCACGGAUUCACGAAUGCUGGCGACCAGCCUGGAGUUGUUGAGCAACCGGUUCAGCCUACCUACGUUCAACAACCGACCGCGGGUGAAGAAACAGUUCCGUCUCAGUCCAUCUUGCCCGCUGGAUGGGAGGAGCGUCAAGAUGCCAGCGGUCGCACGUACUACGUUAAUCAUCUUGCCAGAACAACGCAAUGGGAGCGUCCAACCAUAGAAGAUACGGUGAGUCAUGUAGUCGAAAACCGGGAGAGAAGCUUGGAAUCUGCAAGGGAGGAUAUGCUUCGGCGUUAUCAAUUCAGUGUCGACGAACCAGAUCAAAGAGCGACAAUCCGUCAGAACUCAGUUAGUAGCGCCGAACGACGUCCGCGGUUUGAAACCGACUCGGGUGGAAGGUCUUCUAGCAGUGCGAGUGCGCCCCGUCCACGUCCUCGAUCAAAUUCUACUGACGGCGUACAGUGUAUUUCCACUCAGCUGGCUCAAUUGGAUACCACGUUUUCUGAAGGACUUCCCGAAGGUUGGAGUGUUCAGGUAGCUGCCAAUGGUCGGGUGUUUUUCAUUGACCAUAAUACGAAGACAACGACAUGGGUUGACCCAAGGACCAACAAACCUUCGACAAUGCCUAGUCGAAACGGACCUCCGAAAGCCAGAGGCGCGGAUGAUUUAGGCCCAUUGCCUGAGGGAUGGGAAGAACGCGUUCAUUCGGAUGGACGAAUCUUUUUCAUUGAUCAUAACACGCGGACCACGCAGUGGGAGGAUCCACGGCUCUCCAAUCCGUCAAUUGCAGGUUCAGCUGUGCCUUACUCUCGUGACUAUAAAAGAAAAUAUGAGUACUUCCGAUCCCAAUUGAAGAAACCAACUGACGUUCCAAGUAAAUUCGAGAUGAAAGUUCGGCGGAAAUAUAUGAUGGAAGAUUCUUAUCGUCUCAUCGGUGGAGUUACCAAACCGAGCUUGCUGAAAGCAAAACUUUGGAUUGAGUUUGACGGUGAAAAUGUGCUUGACUAUGGUGGAGCCACUAGGGAGUGGUUCUUUCUUCUUUCGAGGGAAAUGUUCAAUCCAUAUUACGGACUCUUCGAAUACUCUGCUAUUGACAACUACACUUUGCAAAUUAAUCCGUAUUCCGGUAUGUGCAAUGAAGAUCAUUUGUCCUACAUCAAGUUUAUUGGACGAGUCGCUGGAAUGGCUGUGUAUCACGGAAAACUCUUGGAUGCCUUUUUUAUCCGGCCUUUCUAUAAAAUGUUGCUGGAGAAAACCAUUGAUCUCAGCGACAUGGAAUCAGUGGAUCCGGAGUAUUUUAAUUCUUUGACAUGGAUCAAGAAUAACGACCCUUCGCUUUUAACUUUGACCUUUUCGGUUGACGAAGAAACUUGCUUUGGCGAAACCGCUGAGCGUGAACUGAAGCCUAACGGAUCACAAAUACCUGUAACGGAUGAAAACAAAAUGGAGUACAUCAGGAUGGUGAUACAGUUCCGCUUUGUCAGUCGAGUAGAGCAGCAGAUGAAAGCUUUCAAAGAAGGAUUCAAUGACGUAGUUCCCUUGCCUCUUAUUAAAAUAUUCGAUGAGCACGAACUGGAGCUACUUCUUAGUGGACUGCAAGAAAUUGAUGUUCGUGACUGGAAGCUUAACACCGCCUACAAAGGUUCUUACUAUCCAAAUCACCCGGUGAUUCAAUGGUUUUGGAGAGUGGUUCUUUCCUUCGAUAACGAAAUGAGAGCGAGGCUGUUGCAAUUUGUGACGGGAACUUCGCACGUUCCCAUGAAUGGAUUCAAGGAACUUUACGGCUCUAAUGGACCUCAGCUGUUCACGAUCGAAAAAUGGGGCGCGCCGUCCAAUUUUCCUCGGGCCCAUACUUGUUUCAAUCGAUUGGAUUUGCCGCCCUACGAAAGCUACCAGCAAUUGAAGGACAUGCUGAUCAAAGCCAUAGAAGGCUCAGAGGGAUUCGGAGGGGUUGACUGAAUCGAGAAUGGUUUGGUUUACGUGUAUCCUAUCCUGAAGUCUGCGAAGAUUUAUUUUGAUUUAAAGUGCUAGAGAAACGUUUACUCUGGUGAGUGUGUGCCGCGAGCAUCAUGAUUUCGCCUGUAGCUGUUAGGACUGGACAAUCGCCGUGAAUGAGUUGAGGAAAGCAGAAGGGCAUUUUUCUCGACUGUUACAUCAAGCUCUACAGGGACAUAUAUUUCUUCCUUUUGGAGCAAUUGAAAAUAAAAACCUUCGUUUCCUUUUUAUUUUUGAUGGAAGUGCGCACUUCUGAUGUGAAACGGAAAGCAUGUGUGAUAUGUCGUAGAACCUGGAAUACGUCAUCGAGGAUUCGCUUAAAUUCUGCACGAGCUCGCUAAAUAGUCUUAAUUUUUGCUGAUUUGUGAACCUUGCUUGGAUGGGAUAGGUUUCGCGUUCAAUCUAGUUACGUAAUGAGGAUCAGCACGUGUUACAUGAUUUGAAUUUCAGGAUAAUGGGAAAGAUCUGGUUUUAUUUUUGAGAAUAUAUGCUGAAAGACUGUUGACUUCGCGUCCAUUCCUUAUCGUGCGAGAGAUUGUUUGAAAUUUGUGAUCGAUAGAUUCCAAUAAAUUCUGUCGAAUCUGUUGGAUUUCCUGCAUGGCCAUGUACAUGUUGCCUUCAAUCACGAAUACAUUGAAAAUUGAUUCGCGUCAA